CCGUUUUUUAUUUUUGCAAACGACAAAACUAAAAUUACAGAAUUAGGACAUAUAUAAACGAGCGCCUAAAGUUAAAAACUUAAAAACCCAGAAAAAAAAAACUAAAUUUCAUUUUUUUUCCUCGUUAAUUUUUUUCUGUGGUUCCGGUCACCGCAGCUCUGUCAUCAUCUUCUCUUCUUGCUGCACCUUCUUCUUCUUCAUCUACCAAUCUGAAAUCUUCUCAGAUUCUCUGUGAAUUUCCCCAGAAAAAUCUCGAUCCGUAGACCGGAUUACUAAAAGGGUCAAUUUAGAAUCGUUUUGUCUGAGUUUCUGAUUACAGGUGUAAUUGCAAAGAUUUGGUUUUUUUUUUUAAUUUUUUUUUUGAAUGUUGUGUAAUUUUUUUGUAUGUGUAGUCAGAUUCAGUUUCCUUUGAGCUGUACAGAUUUUUGGGAGGUUAUAUCGUUUUGUGAUCUGUUUUGGGUUUUGGUUCCCCCUUCUCCGAUUUCGUUGUUUGUUAUUGUAUCGAAGGCCCAAGUUUCUCGAGCUCCGGGUCUGAAGAUUUUGUUCAAAUGGCGGCGUCAGAGAGAUCGAUUGACCAAGUAGUCGACAUGACUUCUUCGUUCCUCCAGAAAUUCAGGCUCUACGAAACGCGCUCGAACUUCUACAUGAUCGGGAGAGAUAAAAACCGAACCUUUUGGAGGGUCCUGAAGCUUGAUAGGACGGAGGCAACAGAGCUCAACUUCUACGAAGAUUCAACGGCUUACACAGAAGCUGAAUGCUUCGAAACUCUGAGAAGGAUACACGAAGGAAACAGAUCAUCUGGUGGAUUGAAAUUCGUCACCACUUGCUACGGGAUCAUCGGGUUCAUAAGGUUCUUGGGGCCCUAUUACAUGCUGAUAAUCACUAAAAGAAGGAAGCUUGGUGAAAUCUGUGGGCACACGGUCUAUGGUGUGGCAAAGAGCAAGAUAAUUACGAUCCCACAUGCCUCUGUGCUAUCCAAUGUGGCUUAUUCUAAGGACGAGAAAAGGUACAAAAGGCUACUCUGCUCUGUCGAUCUUGCAAAGGACUUCUUCUUCAGCUAUUCCUAUCACAUCAUGCAUUCACUUCAGAGGAAUCUGUCAAACAAUGUGGAAGGACACAGUUACUACGAAUCUAUGUUUGUCUGGAACGAAUACUUAACUCGACGGAUCCGAAAUAACGCAAAGGACUGUAUGUGGACAGUCGCCUUGGUAUAUGGAUUUUUCAAACAGGUGAAACUGUCAGUUACUGAGAAGAACUUUAGAUUGACGCUAAUUGCGCGCCGAUCUCGGCAUUAUGCUGGCACAAGAUAUCUGAAACGUGGUGUGAACGAGAAAGGCAGGGUAGCUAAUGAUGUUGAGACAGAGCAGAUUGUUUUCGAGGAAGCUCAAGAUGGUAAUCCCGUCCGAAUAAGUUCUGUAGUUCAGAACCGGGGUUCGAUUCCUUUGUUCUGGUCUCAGGAGACUUCACGCCUGAAUAUCAAACCUGAUAUAAUAUUGUCAGCGAAAGACCCCAGCUUCGAGGCAACCAGACUCCACUUUGAAAAUCUCGCAAGGAGAUAUGGGAAUCCAAUCAUCAUAUUGAACUUGAUCAAGACGCGUGAAAAGAGGCCUCGGGAGACUAUUCUGCGUGCGGAGUUUGCAAAUGCAAUUAAAUUUAUAAACAAAGGGCUAAGCAAGGAGGACCGUCUAAGGCCUCUUCACUGGGACUUGCAUAAACACUCCAGAAAAAAAGGCACAAACGUGUUGGCAAUCCUCGGCAGGUUGGCUACUUAUGCACUGAACUUGACUGGCAUCUUCUACUGUCAGCUAACUCCAGAUCUCAGAGCAGAGGAGAAUCCAUCCACCUUAGAGAACAACAAUGGUGAAUGUUCUACUUAUGAUCUUCCCAGUAAAGAUGAUGAGACUGCAUCAAAUUCGGCGGUGGAGAGUGGUAACGACAGUAAGGAUGCUACGACGCUUCAGAAAGGAGUCCUGAGGACCAAUUGCAUAGACUGUUUAGACCGAACCAAUGUUGCUCAAUACGCCUAUGGUUUGGUAGCAUUUGGGCGUCAACUCCACGCUUUGGCGUUGACAGAGUCUACUACUAUUGAUCUGGAUAAUCCCCUCGCUGAAGAUUUGAUGGGAAUUUACGAGACAAUGGGAGAUACGCUCGCGCUUCAGUAUGGAGGAUCCGCAGCACACAACAAGAUAUUUUGUGAAAGGCGUGGUCAAUGGAAAGCGGCGACUCAUUCACAGGAACUAUUCAGAACUCUACAACGUUACUACAGUAACGCCUAUAUGGAUGCAGAAAAGCAAGAUGCGAUUAACUUGUUCUUGGGAUACUUUCAGCCACAGACAGAUAAGCCGGCGCUAUGGGAAUUGGGUUCUGAUCAGCAUUACAAUGCAGCAAGGUUUCUUGCCAGUACUGUACCGGAGAGUUCAAGGUCUACGAUGAAACGAUCUUUAUCAGAAAGUAGCAUCCUUAGCGAGAGCAGUAGUACAGCCACGUUGGGAGCAGUCGCUAGACAUGAUUUAGCUGAAAAGGAUGAAGAAGUAAAAGGUCUUUCGGAUUCAGCACCUGAGAUCUCAACUUCUGAAACUGCCAUGAUUGGUACUAGUAUGAGUGCUCCACCACCGAUAAUGGAGGAAAUAGGAUUAGACCAGAUUCUUGAAAACGAUUGCUUCUGCUUAGAUGGGCGUGGUGACGAAUGUACAUGUGCAGCUUUUGAUAUGGAUUGGGUUUCUUCUUCAGGAAACUCUUGUGAAGAUGAGAGUUACGGAAGAUCCACAGUGGUUAGAUCCUUCGAAACAAUCCCUGAAAGUAGGAAAAUAGAGUCAGAAAUUUCUGUUAUUGAAUCUGGUUCCAGCAGUAGAAAGAGAGAUGAAGUUACUGUGGAGGAAGAAGAAGCCGUUUCUGGGAUUCCUCAAGGUUAUUUGAGGUGGGUGAUGGAUGAAGACGGACAUUUCUGGUGAGAAUUGAGCUUUGCAAACACCACCAUUACAUGAUUUUCUAAACCACAAAAAAAAAAGAACAUACCUUUUAGUGCUGAUGAGGAAAGAAAAGUAUCAAUCAGGAGAAGAAAAUAACUGAAAAAAAGAGAAGAAAAACUAACCGCAGCGCUAAUUAAUUAAUCGGAUUAGUAGAAAAAGGGUGAAAGAGAGAGAUAAAAUGGGUAACAAGCUUGUAAAUAAUUUACAGAAGACGUAUGAUUAUGAACAUAACUCAGGAUCUUCUUGUUGAAUUUUUAUUUUUUGACAAUGGUUUUUUUUCUUCUGAGGCUCUGAUUCCGAAUGCAAUAAAAAUCAGAGAAAGUUCAGUACUCCUCAAUAAAUUUUCAACGAACCGAGAGUUUCGUAAAGACAAUCCCAAUUUUGUCUGUUUCAUAGCAAUAGUAUUGGUCCUCUCUAAAUUAAACAAGCGUUACACAAUACAAAGAAC
Messenger RNA from Thlaspi arvense, 3417 nucleotides. NCBI's taxonomy places the organism in Eukaryota, Viridiplantae, Streptophyta, Magnoliopsida, Brassicales, Brassicaceae. The record is from the annotation of a GenBank genome assembly.